Molecule: messenger RNA, 909 nt
Organism: Rotaria sp. Silwood2
Lineage: Eukaryota; Metazoa; Rotifera; Eurotatoria; Philodinida; Philodinidae
Source: the annotation of a GenBank genome assembly
AUGUUACGCUUAGGCCGUGUGAAUCGUGACUUAUGUCCAGUUGAAAUACCUGAAAAUCAAGAAGAUGUUGUUUGUCUUAUUUGGCUUGAUUCUAAUAUGAACAAUUCCAAAGAUUAUUUCGUCAUGCAAGAAACUUUACUCGAAUUAAAUCCAGACGUUCGACUCUGCACAGAAGUGAAUCAAUGUAUUGAUUUGAUCAAGACACUGAUUCAUAAACGUAUAGUAAUUAUCGUAUGCGGAGAUUUAUCAUAUGAAAUUGUGCCAGACAUUCAUAUGUUUCGUUCAAUAGUAGCUAUUCAUAUCUUUUGCAUCGAUCGAAAACUUCAUGAACCAUUGCUGGAUAAAUAUGAGAAAAUCGUGGAAAUUUUUACCGAUCGACAAUCUUUACUCGAAUCAAUUUCUGAGACUAUAUCUUUUAUUGAAAAGCAAAUUUAUGCUUUCAAUCUGUUUGGUCAAAAACAAAAAUCCGUACGAGAUCCACCGAGAGGAUCAGCAUCGUUUCUUUGGCAUCACUUACUUAUAUAUGUACUUCGACAAUUACCUCAAGAUGAACAAUCAAAAAAAGACAUGCUCGAUAAAUGUAUCGAUUACUAUCGAGAUAAUAAACGUGAAUUAAAAAAGAUUCAACAAUUUCAUCAAAUGUAUACAUCUGAUAAGGCCAUACAGUGGUAUACACGCGAUUGUUUUCUCUAUCGUCUAUUAAACAGAGCUCUUCGAACAGAAGAUAUCGAUUUACUUUAUUCAUUUCGAUUUUUUAUUAUCGAUCUUUGUAAUCAACUCGAAAAUAAUGAUUGUAAAAGAAAAUCAAAUAAGACUAUUUCAACAUUGUAUCGUGGUCAACGUAUUUCUAAANCAACAUCAUGUUUUAUUCGUACAAUAGCUGAGAAAAGCUACGAGCUUAUCGUGUGA